This is a messenger RNA of Acanthosepion pharaonis, 921 nucleotides long. NCBI's taxonomy places the organism in Eukaryota, Metazoa, Mollusca, Cephalopoda, Sepiida, Sepiidae. The record is from the annotation of a GenBank genome assembly.
AUGUUUCUUUUGUCUUAUAAUUUCUUUUUUCACUCACUGACAUUUUUUUUUUUUUUUUUCACUCAUUCUCUGUUUUUUUUACUUAUUCCCUUCCUGUUUUUUUCACUCAUUCUUUCUGUUUUUGUUUUUUUCACUCACUCACUGUUUUUUUUUUUUCUCCCUCUGUUUUUUUUUUUCUCCCUCUGUUUUUUAUUUUUUUUCUCACUUACUCUGUUUUUUUGUUUUUUUCACUCUCUUUGUUUUUUUUCACUCUCUUUGUUUUUUUUCACUCUCUUUGUUUUUUUCACUCUUUGUUUUUUUUUCACUCUCUUUGUUUUUUUUCACUCUCUUUGUUUUUUUCACUGUUUUUUUCACUCUCUUUGUUUUUUCACUCUCUUUGUUUUUUCACUCUCUUUGUUUUUUUCACUCUCUUUGUUUUUUUCACUCUCUUUGUUUUUUUCACUCUCUUUGUUUUUUUUCACUCUCUUUGUUUUUUUCACUCUCUUUGUUUUUUUCACUGUUUUUUUUCACACUCUUUGUUUCUUUUUUUUUUCUCACUUUGUUUCUUUUUUUUUUUCCACUCUUUCUUUUCACUCUUUGUUUCUUUUUUUUUCACUCUUGUUUUUUUUUUUUUUUUCACUCUGUCUUUUGCUCUCUCUCUGUUUUUGUUUCACUUUCUGCUUUUUUUUUCAUUGUUUCUUUCUGACUUUUUUCACUUUUUGUCUGACUUUUUCUUUUUACUCUCUCUUUCUGAAAGGUAUUUCACUCUCACUUUCUGUCUAUCGCAGUUUUUUUUUUUUCACUCACAGAUUUUUGCUCUCUCUUCCUUUAUGCAUUCUCUCUCUAUCCUCUUCACACUCCUUUUCUCUUUUCCCUACACUCUCUCUCUCCUCCAUCUGUUUCUCUAUUCAAUUUCUUUUUGUUGCAACACUCUCCUUCUGA